Molecule: messenger RNA, 1230 nt
Organism: Chanos chanos (milkfish)
Lineage: Eukaryota; Metazoa; Chordata; Actinopteri; Gonorynchiformes; Chanidae
Product: opsin-5-like
Exons: 6
Coding region: 1-1230 (409 amino acids)
Biological process (GO): G protein-coupled receptor signaling pathway
Cellular component (GO): membrane
Molecular function (GO): G protein-coupled receptor activity
Source: RefSeq, a predicted model, not a curated record
AUGGAUAUCAUACUGACACUAAACAACCCUGUGAAAGUAGUCAACAUACCUUGGAGGAACAAUAAUUUUAGCAAUGUGGAAAAGGAACCUCCUCUAUCUGAACAAGGAGAGACAAUCAUCGGCGCAUAUCUACUAAUACUGGGCUGGCUCUCAUGGCUGGGGAACAGUGUGGUGAUAUUUGUUCUCUAUAAGCAGAGGAUUUCUCUCCAGCCAACUGAUUACCUCACUUUAAACCUGGCCAUAUCUGACGCCAGUAUAUCUGUGUUUGGAUACUCCAGAGGGAUUGUGGAGGUGUUUAACAUUUUUAAGGAUGAUGGGUUCUUAAUCAAGUGGAUCUGGACAUGUCAGGUGGAUGGCUUUUUCACAUUGCUUUUUGGCCUGGCCAGUAUCAAUACACUGACUGUCAUCAGCGUCACAAGAUAUAUCAAGGGAUGCCACCCGCACAAAGCAUACUGUAUCAGCAAGAGCACUAUCGCCGUAUCGUUGACAUUCAUAUGGAUAGCGGCUUUAUUCUGGUCUGUGGCUCCUCUGCUGGGCUGGGGCAGUUACACAGACCGUGGGUAUGGUACCUGCGAAGUGGACUGGUCAAAAGCUACGUACUCCACCAUUUACAAAUCGUACGUCAUUUCCAUCCUCAUCUCCUGCUUCUUCAUCCCAGUGCUGAUCAUGCUUUUCUCCUACGUGUCCAUCAUCAACACUGUGAAGAGCAGCAAUGCCAUGUCAGCUGACGGGUACCUCACAGAUCAACAGAGGAAAGUGGAGCGAGAUGUUACAAGGGUAUCCAUUGUAGUUUGUACUGCGUUCAUUCUGGCCUGGUCACCGUAUGCAGUGGUAUCCAUGUGGUCCGCCUGGGGUUUCCAUGUGCCCAGUAUCACCAGUAUCUUCACCCGGUUGUUCGCCAAGUCAGCCAGCUUCUAUAACCCCAUCAUCUAUUUUGGCAUGAGCUCAAAGUUUCGCAGGGACGUCAGGGUCCUGUUACCAUGCAAACCUGAGGACGAGGACUUGGUUCGCCUCAAGAACUUCAAAUGCCUCAAGCCAAAAGCUGACACCACACCUGCCCAACGUGCCCAACAGGGGGAGCCAAAGUUGGCCAAGAUGGAGUUCUUGGUAGCUGAUCAAGACUCAGGGGUUAACAGUCCUCCACAUACACCACCUCCAGUCAGUAAAGAAGUCUCCUGUCACCUCCCAGUGCCAUUCAGUGUUCCAGAGUUUGAGAGUGACAGACUUUGA